GCCUAACAUUACUACAGCGUUCUCUGCAACGCAACGCAACUCAGCGUGAAGCUGCCGUCGUCACGAGACAUGUCACCAUUUUCUCACGUUUUGACAUCUAAUAGGAUAGUGCAAUGUAUAUACUCAUAUACAGUUUAUAUGGUAUUACACGAAGACAGGCAACAGGUGGCUCCGUGGCGCAAUGGAUAGCGCAUUGGACUUCUAGUCAAUCAUAAGAGGAGUGAUUCAAAGGUUGUGGGUUCGAGUCCCACCGGAGUCGAACUUUUGACUCAUCAUUGUUCUGGAUUUUCAAGUUAGUCUACAUUAAACAUUCAUGGAUUUGAUCUAUUUUGUAUCUAUUUACGGAUGUAUCGAUUUAGUCGGUGAUGAAUGAGUCAAUUUUAGUCCUUAUAAUCCUUAUGUUAUACCCGAGAAUGACAAAAAGUGUAGAAAUAUGUAACUUGCCUGUUUUGAAUCUAGUAGUUGGUUUUGUUGGGGAUUACAUAAAAUAGCGAUAAUGACAAUUGAAAUUAUAAUAUUCAAAUUCCAACAGCUGGUCAUUAAAAUGACAUUAAACAGCAACGUGACAACGCUUGUAGUCCCGUGACCCAUUAAGCACUUUAACCACUAGAUGGAGCCUUUUUUCAUUCCCUUAGUACAUGUGCAGUCUGGCUGUUGGAUGUUGUAGUAUCACUGCACUGUAAUUUGCUGGAGAUUAUCAAACAGGGACAAGUAGAGGAGAGAGGACGUCAGUGAAACAAGAGAGUGGAGCAUUUUAACUCAACCACAAAUCACAUCAUUAGUGAUGGGUAUAGUGAGGACAUCAGUGGCCUUUCUUCUUCACCUGGCUGCCUCCCUGGCGUUUUGCCCAGCUGUAACAUGUGAGUGGCUACGGUAGUUAGCAAUACUUGCUCUUGAAGAUGAGUUGUUGACUUGUUCUGACCGUUCCCAUCCUCCUACCCAUGAAGUCCAAGGCUCCUGUGCCGUGUGAGGAGAUGGUGGUCCACCUGGAAGCGGAGAUCCAGGGCCUGAAGAGGGUGAUCAACAACCAGCAACAAUACAUCCAGGAGCUCCACAACAGCCAAGCCCAGCAGCUAGAGAAAAUACCCAACUCCCACCUGGGCCCUGAAAACCUGUACCGAGACUGCUCAGAGGUGUACGCAGAUGGUAACGUGGCCAGUGGGCUCUAUGUGAUCCGUCCAGACGGCUCUCCCACCACACUGAGUGUCUACUGUGACAUGCACAAUGGAGGAGGAUGGACCGUCUUCCAGAGGAGAAGAGAUGGCAAAGAGAACUUUGACAGAGCGUGGGUGGAGUACAAGCAUGGAUUUGGAGACAUCUACUCCCCAGAUGGAGAAUUCUGGCUGGGCAAUGAAGCUCUACACUAUCUCACGUCACAAGGAAACUACGACCUGCGGAUUGAUAUGGAGGACUUUGAGGGUAAUCAGCGCUACGCAGAGUACAAGAAAUUCACUGUGGACGCUGAAAAGGACCAGUACCAGUUACAUCUGGGAGAGUACACUGGGGAUGCAGGAAAUGCUCUGAAUGACAUGAACGGGCCUCCUUCUGCUAGACUGGAGUGGAGCGGUCCAGGCUUGAGGACACACGGGGUCAAAUUCAGCACCUAUGACCAGCAGAAUGAUGGAGGAGCUGAAAAUGAAGAUGCCCAGUGUAUCAGACACAGCAAGUCAGGCUGGUGGUUCAGUAGGUGUGAUUCAGGCAACCUGAAUGGUCAUUACUACAAUGGACCGUACCAAGCCAUGACCGACGACGGGGUGGUGUGGUACACAUGGCACGGUUGGUGGUACUCCAUCAAAUCUGUGGUCAUGAUGGUACGAGCUGCUGACCUUGAGCAUCCCCCGCCAGUCAUCACCCCGCUGCCAGGACAACUAGACUCCAACAAGGCAGCAGAUGCCAUUGAUCUUCCUCAUGGCCGGUAGGCUGAUGGCAGUGUGGCAGCAACAUAUGUGGCAGCAACAUAUGUCUCCUUACUGGAGCUAUAAACUGUUAAAGUCAUCUCAACCAGACUUUUCGGCAUGACUGGUUAGAUAUGUGUAACAAUGCAUUUAUUUUAAUAUUCAAAAUAAAACAUCCUUGCUAAAC
Molecule: messenger RNA, 2082 nt
Organism: Acanthopagrus latus (yellowfin seabream)
Lineage: Eukaryota; Metazoa; Chordata; Actinopteri; Spariformes; Sparidae
Product: fibrinogen-like protein 1
Exons: 8
Coding region: 942-1919 (325 amino acids)
Biological process (GO): regulation of immune response; negative regulation of T cell activation
Source: RefSeq, a predicted model, not a curated record